Prorocentrum cordatum is the source of this 1831-nucleotide messenger RNA. Lineage: Eukaryota; Dinophyceae; Prorocentrales; Prorocentraceae. The record is from the annotation of a GenBank genome assembly.
UCAGGCUCGAGCCGCCCGUGGUGGCUCGAAAUGUACGGUAGAUACCCAUGUUUCUUGUGGACUAGCCUCCACUGUAUGGGUGGUCCCGAUCAGCGUGCUGGACAUCGCCUCAUGCGAAUCUAUCAGGCUUGCUGCCGGCCGCAUGCUCAAGCUUACGUGUGGCCAAGAGGUACCAAACAGAUCGGUGAAGGCUGCCACUUGGGUCAGAAGCGUCAAUGGGCCCACUCCUGGGCACGCAGCCCAAUAUACUGCUUUUGCCGAAGGCGUGGCUGGUCUGAUCAUAACAUGUAAUAUAUUUAAUUGGUGGCGCAAGAUACUUCGAGAGUCCUGGCUGUGUGGUGGUGGAUGGCGACGGCAAGCAUUUGGAAGCGUUGCGUGCGUGGAGUGACGCUAUGAAGUCAAAUAGAGCUGCGAGUAUGCACAGAUCAGUCACCCAGGCUGGCAGUGUCCUAUCGUAUGUUCGCAAUAGCAAUUUGUCAGUGCGUCUGCUUGCUGUUCCAAUGGUUGGCGCUGCAUCAGUGUUGCGUCUUAUCAAGCCUCCGCGAUGCUUGACGACUCCAGAGUGCAAAGAUAUGAUUUGUCAGUUUGUGGCGUGCGCCUCAAUAUGUGCACGUGCUGGCGCCCUUGGGUUUCACAUCCAUGCCGGUCAUGGGCCAUGGGUACUUGCUGGAGCAGUUCUCGAGUACACGUUCAAACAAAACGGCCGACGAAUAUGGAUGCCCGACCUUCAUCGAACGCGUACGUUUGUUGCUCGACGUCUGCAACGAAGUGCGAAAGAAAUUGGGUCCCGCUCACAUUGUGGCUGUGAAACUUGGCAAAGCUACAGUAAACGCGCAUGCGAUAGCAUCUGGCGAAACACAGGAGCUGCUUCGAGCUCUCAGCCGGGUCCCUGUUGACUUGGUAGAGGUUUCGGCGGGCGGCAACUACGACGAUUCGGCCAUCAUUCUUGGCAAUUCCACAGGCGAGCCUUUGGGCCAGCCCUUCUUCCUGAAGCUCGAGUGCCAGCUCGAGGCGCACACCAGCGGAAGCGGCCUCGCGAUCAUGGUGACGGGCGGCUUCCGUGCGACACAAGCAGUUGAAGCGGCAUUAACAGACGGAGGUGCCGAUCUCGUUGGUUUUGCGAAGCCCUUCAUCUUGUGCCUUGACGUACUGCGUAAGAUUUCGGCGGGCGAGAGUUUUGACAUGAGCGUGCCUUUCCAAUCGGCUCGAUGGGCUGCACGCUUCGGACAGCUGCACCUCAUUCGUAACCAUGGCCUUGCAAUGCUAGCUGCUGGGCUCGACGGCGCGCACUACCGUCACCAGCUAGAGCGCCUGUCAGUGAACCAACCAGCAGACCCCAGUUUCGGGGGAUUGCCAUGCGGCCUUUGGUUCCUCGUAUGGGAUAUCCUCGCCGCCUAUGGUCUUCGCUGGAUGUGGUGGACUUUGUUGCGCGGUGCCUAGAGAAAUUGCAGGACCCGUGCUCGUUGACUGUUCCAUACGAUGGGCGUGCAUUCGUCGAGUGCUGCGUGCACUGUGAGGGUCAGGCUCCCUGCCCCGCAGCCCCUCCCCAAACAACAGAUUAGAUUGGCCUGGACACCGUGUAAGUAAUCGGUGGGCCAUGCAGGCUGUUGAUCGCCCUGGUGGCAAUGUCGUCGCAGGGUGCUGCGGACAGCCUCAGCAGUGCAGCCUGCGGCUGCGGCAUCGCAGUGCUGUAGUUCCUCUCCAGCCUUGCUCGUGGUAACAACGGGGCCUCCCCAGCCACUCCUGCCGAAGCUCUUCGUGCGGUGAGUGCCCUCCUCAGCCGCCGGCUUUCCGCGGCCGCCCUUCGCCUCCUUCCCUCCCGCGUGCCGCC